Messenger RNA from Betta splendens (Siamese fighting fish), 2135 nucleotides. RefSeq lists its product as uncharacterized. The coding region runs from base 150 to 1505 and encodes 451 amino acids. The transcript is spliced from 12 exons. The record is from RefSeq and is a predicted model, not a curated record. Gene Ontology annotation, molecular function: GTPase activity. Lineage: Eukaryota; Metazoa; Chordata; Actinopteri; Anabantiformes; Osphronemidae.
AAGCUGACGACGUGGCCGCAGUACGUCCCAACCCCGUGUUCCAGCAGACCGGGGUGAUUCAAACGCGGCAGACCGGCUUUGUUCGCAGCGAGUUCGGAGGCGAGACCUCGAAAUCCACGGCUGAAGUCUGUCCCCAUCACCGUUUUACAAUGUCUGGGAAAAUCAAGAGCCGGAGUGGCGCUAACGCAGACGCUAUAUCUGGCGGUGUGUCCUGCGAUGAGCGCAUUUUGCGGGAUUGUCACCAACUGUACACGGAUCCUGCCAGUGGUUUAAUCGCAGUAGCUGAAUCUGUCGGUGUGAAGUUACUCCCACCCAGGAAGAAGAUCACUGUCAUGCUGAUGGGCAACCACUCUGCUGGGAAAAGCUCCUUUAUCAACUGGUAUGUGGAAGAGCACAUCCAGCGCACUGGAGUAGCUAUAGAGACCCAGGGCUUCAGCUUUGUUACAAGUGGGCGUAAGAGGGAAUCUCUUACAGGAAACGCCACCCUUCAUCUAUAUCCACACUUCAAACCUCUCCAAGAGUUUAAAGGGGUUUCAGAGUACUUGAGCACUGAGAUCUGCACAUCCCGACAGAAGCGUUUCAGCCUGGUGACGUUUGUGGAUUCACCAGGAUUAGUGGAUGGUGACAUGAAGUAUCCCUUUGACGUGGAUGAAGUUCUCUUUUGGCUGGGUGAUGUCUGUGAUCUGAUUCUGGUCUUCUUUGACCCCAUGGGUCAGGCUCUGUGCAAGCGCACCCUCAACAUUGUGGAAAGUCUAAAUGAGCGACACGGGGAUCGGUUGCGUUUUUACCUGAGCAAAGCUGAUGAGGCUGGUGGAGAGUCGGACAGACAGAGAGUGAUGAUGCAGAUUGUUCAGGAGCUCUGCAAGCGACCAGGACUCAACAAAUGUGGCUUUGACAUGCCCACUAUCUACAUUCCUAAUCCGAAUAAGCCAAGUCGCUGUGUCAACCAGAUCGAGGACGUGUGUCGCACUAUUGAGAAAACUAUCAACCAGACGGUCCAGAACACACUUAACUCUCUGGAGAAAGACUGUGAUAUCAUCAGUGAAGCCGUCACCAAUAAACUCUGCAUUGACAGGCAGACAAGUUCAGAGAACCGACGGGCGCGCUGCAAAAGCUGCUUCCUGACUCUGCUGGGCUUCAGCAUCCCGAUGGCUCUGCUGGCCUUACUGGUGCUCGGCACUCUGUCCAAGGAGCUGCUGGAGAUGGCUCUGGGUCGUGAAGGCACAGAUGCGUUGUCGCUCUACCUGACUCCCGUAGUGAAAGUAUUCGACUCCCUCUCUGGGGAGCAGCAGCUUUAUUGCUGUGGUGGACUGGUCCUUCUCUCCUUCCUUCUGCUCAUCAUCGCACGAUUCUCCUUCAGAACUCGAUCAACUCUGUCAAGCAAACAGAAACGGCAGCUUCAGGAGAAGCUGGAGUAUGUUCAGGAGGUGGUCAAGACCAAAAAGAAAAAGCUGUAUGAAGAAUACCUUCGCCAGAGCGUCAGCGACCACGACAUGGACUUGUAAAGGCAGACGACCAUCCUCACACUGACCAAAUGAAGUUAUAGUGUUGCCAAGGUUUCACAGACUCUAGUGUUACUCUGACCUCUGCUGCAUCCUUUUUACGUGUGUAGACAUACAUUACAUUUAAAGCACAUGAUUCUUUUACACAAAGUUCUUGUGCUUUAAUACUGUAAUUCCCGUUUAUGUAGUAGAUAAUGUUACUGGUACCAUACUACCUGCUGAGAUGUAAGGAUCUGUUUCUCAGCAGAUCAACUUUACUGGUUAUGUAUUUGUGAACAUUUCGAUGCAUGUAUUCUGUGCCUCUGCGCCAAGGAUUUCAGACUUAUACCACUUAAAGAUAUUAAAUAAUAACUAUUUAUUUAUCAGAGAAACUGUAUUUUGGUUAAACAGCACAUAGCACUGGUUUGUGUAAGCCACUUUGUAUGAGUUACUCUUUGAAGACUUUCACCAGCAUUUUAUACAGAACUUGCGCACAGGCUUCUUGUUAUCAUGAAGGUACUGAUCAAACAGAUUUAAUUGAUACAUAUGCAGUUACACGAAGCUCAAACAUUUUAUCAGUGAACGUUUUUUGCAAUGCACCUAUACAUUAUGACCAUGUUUUAACUGAACUAAAUAAAAACUACAUUUAAUAUA